CCAAUUUUUUCUGUUGAUAUUCAUCCCGAUGGGACCAAGUUUGCAACUGGAGGGCAAGGGCAAGAUUCUGGGAAGGUUGUGAUCUGGAAUAUGGCUCCAGUCCUCAAAGAGGAAGAUGAAAAGAAUGAAAAUAUUCCCAAGAUGCUUUGCCAGAUGGACAAUCACUUAGCCUGUGUGAACUGUGUUCGAUGGUCAAACAGUGGGAUGUAUUUAGCUUCUGGGGGAGAUGACAAACUGAUUAUGGUGUGGAAGCGGGCUACGUACAUUGGCCCCAGCACCGUUUUUGGCUCCAGUAGUAAGCUUGCCAACGUGGAACAAUGGCGAUGUGUGUCGAUUCUCAGAAGCCAUUCAGGUGACGUGAUGGAUGUUGCUUGGUCUCCUCAUGAUGCCUGGCUCGCGUCCUGCAGUGUGGAUAACACUGUUGUCAUCUGGAAUGCUGUGAAAUUUCCAGAAAUUCUUGCCACUUUACGGGGCCAUUCUGGUUUGGUGAAAGGGCUGACCUGGGAUCCUGUUGGGAAGUAUAUUGCUUCUCAGGCUGAUGACCGUAGUUUGAAAGUGUGGAGAACCAUGGACUGGCAACUGGAAACAAGCAUCACCAAACCCUUUGAUGAGUGUGGAGGGACGACCCACGUUUUACGUCUCAGCUGGUCGCCUGAUGGACACUAUCUGGUCUCUGCUCAUGCCAUGAAUAAUUCAGGACCUACUGCUCAGAUCAUUGAGAGGGAUGGCUGGAAAACCAACAUGGACUUUGUGGGCCAUCGGAAGGCAGUAACGGUGGUGAAAUUCAAUCCCAAAAUCUUCAAGAAGAAGCAGAAGAAUGGGAGCUCAACCAAGCCAAGCUGCCCGUAUUGCUGCUGUGCCGUCGGCAGCAAGGAUCGGUCCCUCUCUGUCUGGCUCACGUGUCUGAAGCGGCCCCUAGUGGUCAUCCAUGAGCUAUUCGACAAGUCGAUCAUGGACAUCUCUUGGACUCUAAAUGGACUCGGCAUCUUGGUGUGCUCUAUGGACGGCUCUGUGGCCUUCUUGGAUUUCUCCCAAGAUGAACUUGGGGAUCCCCUGAGCGAGGAGGAGAAGAGCCACAUUCAUCAGUCCACCUACGGGAAGAGCCUUGCGGUGAUGACGGAAGCUCAGCUCCCCACCACCAUAAUUGAGAACCCCGAGAUGCUCAAGUACCAGCAGAGGCAGCAGCAGCAACUGGGUCACAAGAAUGCAGCGUCCCGGGAAGCUGGCUCCAACCCCAAAGUGGCCAGCAUGGUGAAUGGGGAGAGCCUAGAGGACAUCAGAAAGAAUCUCUUAAAGAAGCAAGUGGAAACACGGACAGCCGACGGCCGCAGGAGGAUCACGCCCCUCUGUAUAGCUCAGCUGGACACUGGGGACUUCUCCACAGCCUUCUUUAAUAGUAUUCCUCUCUCGGGAUCGCUGGCGGGCUCCAUGCUGUCUUCUCAAAGUAACCAGCAGCUCCUGGCACUAGAUUCCAAUGCCACCAACUCCCUCGGCACAUCAAAGCCUUCCUUGGAGCCUGUGGCAUCAAGCUUGAAGCCCGCGGGGGAUGCCAUCAACAAAGACAGUGUAAAUGCUACCUCGGCUGCAGCCGUCCCUCCCACAUCCUCAACCUCUGUGUUAACAACCCCAUCCAAGAUUGAACCAAUGAAAGCGUUCGAUUCCCGAUUUACUGAACGAUCCAAAGCCACCUCAGGGACCGGGCCUGCCACAAUCACGAAUGUGAACCAGACUGCCGUGGACCGGUUGAAAGAGCAAAACUUAGUAAAAGAGACGAAAGUCAAGGACAUCCUAGAGAGCAGCAGCGACAGCGAUGAGAAGAUCCCAGUUUCCAAGUCCUCUUCCCUGCCCAAGCGGAAGCUGGAUCUCGAAGGGGAGAUUGUGGAGAAGAAGAAGAAGGGCCGCCCUCGGAAGGACACGCGCCUCCUACCUGUGGCUCUGUCUGUGCAGUCCCCUGCUGCACUGACGGCCGACAAAGAUGCCCUCUGCGUGUCUACCCCAGCCCUAGCUCUUAAACUGCCGACACCAGCCCCACAAAAGUCCUUCGCCUUGCAGGUGAGCUCUGACCCUUCCCUGUAUAUCGAAGUGGAGAACGACGUAACAGCGGUGGGAGGCUUGAAGCUGAGCCGCUUAAAGUGUACGCGGGAAGGAAAAGAGUGGGAGACCGUCCUCACGAGCCGGAUUCUCACCGCCGCUGGCAGCUGUGAUGUGGUCUGCGCUGCCUGUGAGAAGAGGACCCUGUCCGUGUUCUCUUCCUGCGGUCGCCGCCUGCUGCCUCCAAUCGUCUUGCACUCCCCCGUCUCCACGCUCCAUUGCACAGGGCCCUACAUCAUGGCCCUCACUUCCGCUGCCACCUUGUCUGUGUGGGAUGUCCACAAACAAGUCGUCGUCAUCAAAGACGAGUCUCUGCAGACCAUCCUUUCAGGAAGUGACAUGACGGUGUCCCAGAUAUUGCUGACCCAGCAUGGCAUCCCCGUGAUGAAUCUGUCCGAUGGGAAGGCCUACUGCUUCAACCCCUCCCUUUCCACGUGGAAUCUGGUUUCUGACAAGCAGGAUUCCUUAGCCCAGUGUGCAGACUACAGGAACAGCUUACCGUCCCAGGAAGCCAUGCUGUGUUCGGGGCCGCUGGCUAUCAUCCAGGGACGCACGUCCAAUUCAGGAAGACAAGCGACUCGGUUGUUCUCUGUGCCUCAUUUGGUCCAGCAAGAGACCACCUUGGCCUACCUGGAGAGCCAGAUGGCAGCAGCGCUGACAUUACAGUCCAGCCACGAGUAUCGCCACUGGCUCCUCAUCUAUGCACGGUACCUCGUUAAUGAAGGGUUUGAAUAUCGGCUACGAGAGUUAUGCAAGGAUCUGCUGGGCCCGGUCCAUCACUCCACGGGCAGUCAGUGGGAAUCUACAGUGGUGGGCUUACGGAAGCGAGAACUCCUCAAAGAGCUGCUCCCAGUCAUCGGGCAGAACCUGCGCUUCCAGCGAUUGUUCACGGAGUACCAGGAGCAGCUGGACAUCCUGAAAGACAAGUAGCCGCCCCCGCUCUGUGGAGGUGGCCUGCUCCAGGAGGAGCGGCUCCUCGGCUCCAGCCUCCGACACAGCCGCGUCUCACCCGACGGACGGCCAGACGGCCGCCCUGCCCUCCCGAUGCGAGCCAGUGGGAGGGCGUCGUCUUUGUCCAGGGAGACCGCGGCAGGCGCGUGACAUCCAGACGUGCGGAUGGCCCGGGCCUCCUUCCUCUCCGGAGCAAGGUCCCGGGACUGCGGGGAGGCCCGGGCCCCGGGAGACUCACCACGACUUGUUGGGGAGGCAGAGGGAGACGGCCACCUCCCUGCCCGGUGACCGGCACGGCUCUCUGGAGCCUGUCGGAGCCGGCGGCCGCGGGCAGGGCCGGGGCCCGUGAGCUCGGCAGGCUCCGGGGCCUGCCCUGUGGACGGCAGAGGCGCCAGCAGCCCAGAGACUCCCCCCGAGAGAAAGGCUGCGCUCCCCCUCGUGAGAGAGGACUUUUCUUGGCCAAUAAUCAGGAUUUCCUAUGGGGCACGUGGACACUUGUCACCCGUAGGACGUUGCAACUCUAAUUAUGACAGCUACGUUGCUCAGUAAUUGUACCAAAAUUAACCUGUCCUCAUUUGGUUUUUAAUUUUUCAAUGUUUGUAAAAGAGACCGUUUUUCUGGGAAGGGACAAGGGGUGGGCGAUUCUUUUUGUAAGUAUAAAAUAAAUGAACAGCAUUGGAUACAAAACC
Molecule: messenger RNA, 3731 nt
Organism: Gracilinanus agilis (Agile Gracile Mouse Opossum)
Lineage: Eukaryota; Metazoa; Chordata; Mammalia; Didelphimorphia; Didelphidae
Product: protein HIRA
Exons: 24
Coding region: 91-3021 (976 amino acids)
Biological process (GO): DNA-templated transcription; chromatin remodeling; regulation of DNA-templated transcription
Cellular component (GO): HIR complex; nucleus
Molecular function (GO): nucleosome binding; protein binding
Source: RefSeq, a predicted model, not a curated record